Molecule: messenger RNA, 3013 nt
Organism: Python bivittatus (Burmese python)
Lineage: Eukaryota; Metazoa; Chordata; Lepidosauria; Squamata; Pythonidae
Source: RefSeq, a predicted model, not a curated record
AUCGUGCCAUCAAGUAACAAGAAAAACCUUUGGUGAUAAACAUUUUCGAUCGGGAUUAGAAAAUGGUGUGCUGCUGUGUGAGUUGCUGAAUUCCAUAAAGCCUGGAUUGGUCAAAAAGAUCAAUAGAUUGCCAACUCCCAUUGCAGGACUGGACAACAUUGCCUUGUUCUUAAGAGGUUGUAGGGAAGUGGGACUGAAAGAAUCUCAGCUCUUUGACCCAGGAGACCUGCAGGAUACUUCAAGCAGAAUAACGAUCAAGAGUCUUGACUGUAGCAGAAAGCUGAAAAAUGUUUUAGUCACCAUCUAUUGGCUGGGGAAAACUGCAAACAACAGCAGUUACUACAGUGGAGCACCAUUGAAUCUGAAAGAGUUUGAAGGAUUGCUAACCCAGAUGAGAAAGGACACGGAGGACAUUGAGAGCCCUAAGCGCAGUAUCCGUGACAGCGGCUACGUAGAUUGCUGGGACUCUGAACGCAGCGACUCUCUUUCUCCCCCACGCCACGGCAGAGAUGAUUCUUUUGACAGUCUGGAUUCCUUCGGCUCACGUUCCCAGCAGACCCCGUCUCCAGAUGUGGUGCUAAGAGGAAGUAGCGAUGGAAGAGGAAGCGACUCUGAAUCUGACCUGCCACAUCGAAAGCUGCCAGAUGUGAAGAAAGAUGAUAUGUCUGCAAGGCGGACAUCUUACAGUGAACCCAAAUCAGUUGUGCCUUUUAACCAAUACCUCCCCAAUAAAAGUAACCAGACUGCCUAUAUUCCGGCUCCUCUCAGGAAGAAGAAAGCUGAACGAGAUGACUUCCGAAAGAGCUGGAGUACAGUUUCAUCUCCACUAGGAGGAGAGAGACCUUUCAGCAAACUCCGUCCUGAAACUAUAGAAGAAGAACAAAGUGAACUCCUGGUGCCAGUUGAAGGAGACCUCGUGAGCAGCAGAAUUACCACUGCAGCCCCCUCUGCGAAGCCUGUUCAGACAGACACGAGUCAGAAGAACCCUUUACAUCAGUUUCUUACAUGUUCUGGAAACAAAACAGCAGGGCCCAGGAAGGAUGAAAAAGGUCCAGAGGAAAUCAGGAAGCUGAAAAGGCUGGAACGGGCCGGUAUUAGGGUCCGACCAGCAGCACACCGCUAUGGCAGCAGUCAAAAGCGCAUGUGUGAAGUGAAUGAGGUUACCUCAGACAUCAUCCUUCGCAAAGAGAACCCUUUUAUGUGGUGCUAUCAGCAGAAAGAUUCUGGCUCUGAAGAUGAACAAGACGAUAAAAUUCCUGACCUAGAGAAAGACGAUUUUGCAGUACGCAGAGCAAGGCUAAAUCACCGCCCAUAUGCAUUGCCAUUCACUAAUUUCCUUGGUCCCUACACAAAGAAAGAUCGAAACAAAGCGGAAGAAGGAAAGACACAAAGGAAAAAGCAGGAAUGUUCCAGUGGGAAAAAGAUACCCGUGACUUCGAGAAAGACAGAGAUGCUGUGUGAAGGCAAACCAUCCUUGACGUCUUGGGAGGAUGAGUCCAAGGAAGAAGGCAGAGCAAAAAUCCCUGAUACGCAGAGUCAGGACCUGGCUAAGAAAAAAACUCAGACUAAUCCUUCCCAACCAGACUUUCUAAGUUUUGUGAAAGCAUCUAUAACCCAAAAAGAUAAAGAGAUCUGGGAUCGACUGAAAGUGUCAGGGGAGACGAGUGAUGAGGAACUCUCAGUUCCUCAGGAUCAUUUUUGAUCUUCUGAAAUGGCGGUGGAAGCUGCCAGUCGCAGAUGCUUUACAAGUACAAAGGUGAGAACACUGAUUAAGGCCACCAGCCUUAAACAGAGGUAUGUGCAUUUUGAGCCAGUGCUGGAAAUUGACCAACAGAAAUGGGAGGAGCUAUUUAGGGCCAUGACUAAAGAUGAAAUGGAAGAAGUCAUUAGCAGAAAAAGUGCUGGGGCUUUUGGUGUCUCAAGUGAAAUCUCAUCCUUGUUGUCUAUGAGUCAUGUCAAGUCCACUGAUCAUACUAGGGAGGUCUACAGCCCACACAUUAAUUCCAAUAUUUAUGAAAUAACGUUGUCCGAUUCAGAUGGGUAUAAUUCAUCUGUCCGGGACGCUUGUGCCGGUUCCCAGAGGCAACUAUCAAGCAGUCUGAGUGAAUGGCAUGAAAAUAGCGAAGAAGAACUGGAUAGCCGCCUCCCAGAUAUUGAAAGAGAUGACAUGAGGGCUAGAAGAUUUGGAACUUUUCAGAAAUCGAUUAGUCCAGUCCACACAGCUAACAAGUUAGCAAUAUGUAAUUAUCCAUUGAAGCACCAAAGAAAUGUUGCUGGUCAGAGGGAGCAAAAAAUUCCACAGAAAGCAGAAAAAACAGAAAGAAAUUUCUCAUGGGUUUGCAUGACUCAGCGUGGUCAUGGAGCACCUUCAUUUGUAUCAAAAGAUCAAAGUGAGCACAAAAGUGAUACAGAAAGUGAGAAAGUGGGAUUUCAAAAUCCAGGGAAAGAUGGCGUUAUGGUGAGAAGAACUGGAGCUUUUUCAAAGCAGGCUGAACCAAGUGUGAGUCGGUUUAUUCCUGUUCAUUUCUCCAAGCAAAAGAAUGGGGAGGAAGCAACUAAAGAGUUUAUAAAGACCGAACAGCAAGUGAAGAGCGUCAUUGUGACAGAUUCAGUAGGAGCUGAAAAGCCCCUAAAGUUUUGGGCAGAAAUCUCUCAAAAUCUUGCAAUGCAACCCGAAUACACACUGGAACACAGCAGACACAGUUUUGCAGAUUUAGCCCAAGAGGAUGUGCCUUCUGUUGUUCAUAAGAAUGUAUCUGGCCCCAAUUCAAUCCAGCCAGAGAUGCAGGAACUUCUCGAAAGAAAUAGUAAACAACUUCCAUCACUAGAAGAUGAACCUGUGCAAAUAUUCGGCUCCAGAACCCCUGUGUCUGAUGACGCAGAGAGUGUGAGCAUGUUCGACAUGAGAUGCACAGAUGAAGGUGCUGUGAUGCAGCCUCACAGUAAAGCCCGCCAUGAAAAGUUGCAGAGUAUUCACAACCAGCUAAAGGAAGAUGAGGACCAGUGGCAAGAU